GGAUGUUGUGGGGAUCCGCGGCCACCUGGCCCAAUUUCCUGCAGCCUCCCCGCCGCGGACCGCGCUCCUCUUCGGGAGUCGUAGUUCUUCCCUCCGCCGCGGCGCGGCGUGAGGCGCGGGCGGGACUACGAGUCCCGGCAUGCGGUGCGGCACCCCGCCGGCUGCCGCUUCUCGGCUGCGGACGCCUGCGAGCAGGUUGUUGUUUUUAUGAAAGCGUCACUGACGCCCGGGCUGCGACCGCCGCCACCGUGACAGCCGGCGCAGUCGGGCAAGGUGGCGCUGCCCCCUCAGACCUGAAAAAUGUCCGAAAAUUCCAGUGACAGUGAUUCAUCUUGUGGUUGGACUGUCAUCAAUCAUGAGGGAUCUGAUGUAGAGAUGGUGAAUUCUGUUACAGCCAGUGACAGCUGUGCACUCACACAAGAAUGUUCAUCUUCAGAGCAAGAGGAGCUACAAGUAUUGCAGGUAGAGGUGGGAGAAAGUGGACAAAAUGGCACAGUGUUAGUGGGAGAAACUGCUUAUCCAUCUUUGGAAGAAACCAAGUCAACAGUUGAGGCAGAGGAAGAAAAGUCACCUGAAGACAAUGUCUGUUUUGGAACUGCCAGUGAUGAUUCUGAUAUUGUUACCCUUGAGCCACCUAAGUUAGAAGAAAUUGGAAAUCAAGAAGUUCUCAUUGUUAAAGAAGCACAGAGUUCAGAAGACUUUAACAUGGGCUCUUCCUCUAGCAGCCAGUAUGCAUUCUGUCAGCCAGAAACUGUAUUUUCAUGUCAGCCUAGUGACGAUGAAUCAAGUAGUGAUGAAACCAGUAAUCAGCCCAGUCCUGCCUUUAGACGACGCCGUGCUAGGAAGAAGACUGUUUCUACUUCAGAAUGUGAAGAACGGCUACUUGCUGAACAAGAAACUGAACCUUCUAAGGAGUUGAGUAAACGCCAAUUCAGUAGUGGUCUCAAUAAGUGUAUAAUACUUGCUUUGGUGAUUGCAAUCAGCAUGGGAUUUGGACAUUUCUAUGGUACAAUUCAGAUUCAGAAGCGUCAACAGUUAGUCAGAAAGAUACAUGAAGAUGAAUUGAAUGAUAUGAAGGAUUAUCUUUCCCAAUGUCAGCAAGAACAAGAGUCUUUCGUGGAUUAUAAGUCGUUGAAAGAAAACCUUGCAAGAUGUUGGACCCUUACUCAAGCAGAGAAGAUGUCCUUUGAAACUCAGAAAACAAACCUUGCUACAGAAAAUCAGUAUCUAAGAAUAUCUCUAGAGAAGGAAGAAAAAGCCUUAUCUUUACUACAGGAAGAGUUAAGGAAACUGAGAGAACAGAUUAGAAUAUUGGAAGACAAAGGGACCAAUACUGAAUUAGUUAUAGAAAACCAGAACCUUAAGCAGCAUUUGGAAGAAGAAAAGCAGAAAACGCACAGCUUUCUGAGUCAGAGGGAGACUCUACUGGCAGAAGCAAAGAUGCUAAAGAGGGGAGCAGAGAGAGAGCGACUAGUAACCAUGGCGUUGAGGGAAGAGCUCCGCAAGGUAAGCGCUGCUCAGUCACAUGGCAACUCAGAUUCUCCCAACGUACUGACUGAAAAAAAAGAAAUAGCAGUCUUACAGGACAGACUCACUGAACUGGAGCGGAAGCUCAACUUUGAACAGCAGCGUUCUGAUUUGUGGGAAAGACUGUAUGUUGAAGCAAAAGAUCAAAAUGGAAAACAAGAAACUGAUGGAAAAAAGAAAGGGGGCAGAGGAAACCACCGGACUAAAAAUAAGCCAAAGGAAACAUUUUUGGGUUCAGUUAAGGAAACAUUUGAUGCCAUGAAGAAUUCUACCAAGGAGUUUGUGAGGCAUCAUAAAGAAAAAAUUAAGCAGGCUAAAGAAGCUGUGAAGGAAAAUCUGAAAAAAUUCUCAGAUUCAGUUAAAUCCACUUUCAGACAUUUUAAAGAUACCACCAAGAAUAUCUUUGAUGAAAAGGGUAAUAAAAGAUUUGGUGCUACAAAAGAAGAAGCAGCUGAAAAACCAAGAACAGUUUUUAGCGACUAUUUACAUCCACAGUAUAAGGCACCUACACAAUACCAGAAUAGUAGAGGCCCUACUGUCCGAAGAGAGGGAAGGAAAGAAAAACUAAUUCGCUUUGAAGAGUUUAGAAAAGAUAGAAAUCCACAAAAAUGCAGUGCUGAGCAUGACUGUAGGGAAAAUUAUUCUUAUAGAAAGGCUUGUUCUGGUGUAUUUGAAUGUGCUCGACAAGAAUCCAUGAGCCUUUUUAAUAUAGUGGUGGAUCCUGUAAAGAUAGACGAAUUUAGACAGUUAAUUGAGAGGUACAUAUUAAAGGAACUGGAUGCUUUUCGUCAUUGGAAAGAACUUGAUCAGUUCAUCAAUAAGUUUUUCCUAAAUGGUGUCUUUAUACAUGAUCAGAAGCUCUUCACUGACUUUGUUAAUGAUGUUAAAGAUUAUCUUAAAGACAUGAAGGAAUAUCAAGUAGAUAAUGAUGGAGUGUUUGAGAAGUUGGAUGGAUAUAUAUAUGGACACUUCUUUGGUCACACUUUUUCCCCUCCAUAUGGACCCAGUCGACCUGAUAAAAAGCAACGUAUGGUAAAUAUUGAAAACUCCAGGCAUCGAAAACAAGAGCAGAAGCACCUUCAGCCACAUAAAAGGGAAGGUAAAUGGCAUAAAUAUGGUCGCACUAAUGGAAGACACAUGGCAAAUCUUGAAAUAGAAUUGGGGCAGUUACCUUUUGAUCCUAAAUACUGACUCAUGAUUAAAUUAAAUUAGAAAACUGUAAGAGAAAUAUGGAUGCUUUCUACAAUGUUUGGUGUUGAAACUAAGAUGAAACUAUCAAGAUGACAGUGUCUUUUUUUCCCCAUUUCUAAGUAUCAGUUUGAUGACUUUAUACUGUUACUCAAAAGCAUCAGUCAGAAGCUUACUAACGUGCAUUUUCCUGUAGUUUGGCUUUGUUGAAUUUUUUGCACUGGAAAUGUUCAACUGUAGUUUUAUUAAGGAAGCCGGGCAUGCAAUAGAUUGUGUGCAUGAAACGAGACUUCCUUUCAGUGUGUGAGCUUAAAGCAAGCUCAAAUCAUACAUGACAAAGUGUAAUUAACACUGAUUUUGUUAAAUUUGCAGUAGUACAGCUUGAAAAAAGUACAUUGUAAUGGAUUUCAUCUUUAACCUUUUAUAAUCUUAUAUUUCUUGUCUUUUUGUGGGUUCAAGAGCCUGUUGACUUGUGAAGAAUUUGCUGCCUUUUUAUGAGCUUGCUGACUUGUUCUCUUGUGAAAUUUCUUGCUCAUCUGAAUAUUGUGGAAGAAACAAUAAAAGUACACCAUAAGGAAAA
This is a messenger RNA of Galeopterus variegatus (Sunda flying lemur), 3295 nucleotides long. RefSeq names its product cell cycle progression 1 (gene CCPG1). The record is from RefSeq and is a predicted model, not a curated record. Bases 301 to 2718 code for a protein of 805 amino acids. Lineage: Eukaryota; Metazoa; Chordata; Mammalia; Dermoptera; Cynocephalidae. The transcript has 9 exons. Gene Ontology annotation, cellular component: membrane.